UACUACUCUACUGGCAACCACUCCCAUCUCAUUUUCACGCGGUACAUAAACCCCUCUCCUCUUCGUUUCCACUCAUUCCUUCUUAAACCCUCUCUAGAUUAGACUUCCUUUUCCAUUAACGAUUCCUCUUUGCAUACUCUCUCCCCCUCUCACUAAUUUCAAAUAUUGUUUAUUAGCUUUCUCUUACUUGGCUCAGCUAAAAGAUGUGUGGCGGUGCUAUUAUAGCUAAUCUCAUCCAUCCCCAGCGUGGUGACCGCAGCGUCACCGCUUCUGACCUCUGGCCUAACCCUGACUCGUUUUUCUCCAAACUCACUCCUUUCGAGUCCCAUCGGGACACAUUCAUCAACCCCGAUUCUUUCACUCGUAAAAGAUCCCAGCUUGCUUCAGGUGAUGCGCAAGUAGAUAAAACCCCUGUCAAGAGACAGAGAAAGAACCUCUACAGAGGUAUAAGGCAACGCCCCUGGGGAAAAUGGGCAGCAGAGAUUCGUGAUCCAAGGAAAGGAGUCCGUGUUUGGCUUGGCACCUUUAAUACUGCUGAGGAAGCUGCUCGAGCCUACGAUAGAGAAGCCCGUAAAAUUCGCGGCAAGAAGGCCAAAGUCAAUUUCCCGAACGAAGAUGACGAAUACAGCAUUACCCAAAACCCACCUCCUCUAACCCAGCAUAUUGCUUGUAAUUUCAGCAAUCUCCCGAAGACUUGUAAUUUUGGGUUUGGUUAUGACCUAAAUCAGAUCGGAUCUUAUUCUUCAAAUUCUGGGUCUGUUACAGAGGAGGAAGCUUGCCCAGGAGUCAGUAAACAGAAUGUGAACAGCAAUAACUACAUAGGAGAAGUGAAAGUGAAACAGGAAGAGGCGAAAAUGGAGGUAGAGAAGGUGAAUAAUGGGGAGACGGUGAUAAUUGACUUGGAAUCUCGGCAGCAAGAAAACGAGGUGCAGAAACUGUCGGAGGAGCUAAUGGCUUAUGAAAAUUACAUGAAAUUCUAUCAGAUACCUUAUCUCGAUGGACAAUCACCGGCCCCAAAUACUGCUGCUGCUGCUCAGGAAAGUGUUGUUGGGAGUCUCUGGAACUUCGAUGAUUAUGUUGAUGAUGCUGUUGUUUCUCUCUGAUGACAACCGAAUUUUCUGGUAAUUUGGAGUUUUGGGUGGUUUUGGGUGUGUAAAUACCGGGAACUCUUGAAUUUUGGUUAUUGGGGGUUAUAAUCUUCCCAGGAUUAUUAUGUUUUAUUUUGUUUGUUAGAAAAAGAUUUUCAUUGGUCUCUAAGUGUAAUUUUCUUUUUUCCUAUUGAAAAUUCAAAUGUUUAAGCAACUGUAUUCAAAUCA
Messenger RNA from Ricinus communis (castor bean), 1316 nucleotides. Its product is annotated as ethylene-responsive transcription factor RAP2-2. Bases 204 to 1103 code for a protein of 299 amino acids. Lineage: Eukaryota; Viridiplantae; Streptophyta; Magnoliopsida; Malpighiales; Euphorbiaceae. The record is from RefSeq and is a predicted model, not a curated record. Gene Ontology annotation, molecular function: DNA binding; DNA-binding transcription factor activity. The transcript is spliced from 2 exons. Gene Ontology annotation, biological process: ethylene-activated signaling pathway; regulation of DNA-templated transcription.